Spirometra erinaceieuropaei is the source of this 973-nucleotide messenger RNA. The record is from the annotation of a GenBank genome assembly. Lineage: Eukaryota; Metazoa; Platyhelminthes; Cestoda; Diphyllobothriidea; Diphyllobothriidae.
AUGAAAGUUCGACCUGUUCGAUAUGAUAUAGGUAAGUCUUGUUGCUCGUCUUGUUUACCUGUUAGAAGUUUAAUACAACCACUGCCCCUGGAUAGUGCGGCCGGCCAUAGUGUACUCUCGUGAAAAAAAUCGACCCACAGUCUGAUUCUCGGCCGUCAUGUCCAACGACAUGUUAAUAGCACAUUGGUUUCAUCUGGUAGCCUGGUAUCACUCACGCCAAUGACAAAUUUCCAAGAUAGGGUUGAGGUGUCGAGGUUUGUUGGAUGGGAGUGCAUAAUUAUCAGACAAUAAGUGCUAACAAGGCCCCUGCCAUGUCGUGUGGUCUACAUUGACGAGCGCCCUUCCGUCAGUCAAUGAAGACUAUCAAAUCCGUCAUGGACGAUCAUGCGGCAGCGUGUACAUACAUACACUGAUCCGUGUGGGCUAGAGCUAGGGACCUUGCAUCGUUGGAGUGCCUGCGCAGAUGGCUGUUCGCGUCAACUUCUUUCCAAACUUUUCAAGGUCUCGACGUUUAAAAGUGUUAAUCUGCCAAGCAGGGUGGUUUAGAAGUUAUACCGUUUCGUAUAAAGGGGCCAAGGUCUCUGCCAACUUGGUACUUCAGCAUAUGUUGUUUUCUGUUUGGCUACUUUUGCCGUCAAUAACCACAAGACGUCUCUUUUCCCCACAUUGGAGGGGAAAUUUUAAUAUCCCUUCCUUUUCCUUCACACUCUUGCAAAAAGAACUCAAACGCUAUGUGGAGGCGAAGGGGGGCAAUGUGGACCCCGAAUUUCUCUCUCAUCUACCCUCCAGGGUGAAAAAGAUGCGACAUGAGGAGGAACUGGCCGCUUUGUCGGAGGCUGAGCGCCAGGACGAACUGAAAGCCCGUGAGCGGCAACUGGCCGAGAUCAGCGCCCUAAUGCUCCAACGUCCGGACCAGUUUGGUGAGGUCUCACUGGCAGAUAUCAGCCAGCAAAUGUCCUCUCUGUACGCAUAA